AUGAUCUGUAGCAGCAGCGUUUCAGGGAUUAUGGAAAAUCUCGACACGCGUCUGGCACCAGGUUUCCCCUUAACGUCCUUGUUCCAGCACCAGCGAAUGUGGUUGUUCUCCGGUCUGCUGGCACCUUUGCCUGUGUGGGGGCCGCACAGCCUCUACCGGCUGUCCUCCCGGCAGGGGAACCGCCUCUCCCCGCUAAGAAUCAAGGAAUUUGUGAAACAUUUUAAACCCACCACUACCAGAGUAGCAAGGUCACAUAUUCAAUGCGACAACUGCCAGACUGUGGGCCCCCAGCAGCCUCGUUCCCUGAGAGACCUGAAUCUGUGCGCGUUCAUUUCGAAAGGACUCAGUAGGCAAGUGAGGAGUGUUGACUGGCCAAAGAUGUUUUGUUUUCUUGUCACCUCCGUCUUUUCUAUCAAACCCCUCAGGAACGUGAAAUCCGGAAACUUCUCAGCUACUACAGAAUUCCUCCUCCUGGGACUGUCAGAGGAUCCACAGCUGCAGCCCCUGCUAUUCUGUCUGUUCCUGUCUAUGUACCUGGUCUCUGUGUUUGGGAACCUACUCAUCAUCCUGGCCAUUGUGUAUGACUCCCACCUCCACACGCCCAUGUACUUCUUCCUCUCCAACCUGUCUUUUGUUGACAUCUGUCUCACCUCCACUACCAUCCCAAAGAUGCUUGUGAACAUCGAGACACAGAGCAAAUCCAUCAGUUACACAGGCUGCCUCACCCAAAUCUGCUUCGUCCUGACUUUUGCUGGAUUAGAAAAUGGAAUUCUGGUAAUGAUGGCCUUUGAUCGAUUUGUGGCCAUCUGUCACCCAUUGAGGUACAAGGCCAUCAUGAACCCCAAGCUCUGUAGGCUGUUGGUUCUGCUGUCUUUCCUCAUUAGUGUUCUGGAUGCCCUUCUCCACACUUUGAUGGCACUGAGGCUUUCCUUCUGCACAGACCUGGAAAUUCCCCACUUUUUCUGUGAAUUAGCUCAUGUCCUCAAGCUUGCCUGUUCUGAUAUCCUCAUCAAUAACAUCCUUGUGUACUUAGUGACCAGCCUGUUGGGUGUUGUACCUCUCUCUGGGAUAAUUAUCUCUUACACUCAAAUUGUCUCCUCUGUUCUGAAAAUCCCAUCAGCUGGUGGAAAGUAUAAGGCAUUUUCCAUUUGUGGGUCACACUUAAUAGUUGUUUCCUUGUUCUAUGGGACAGGUUUUGGGGUAUACCUGAGUUCUGCAGCUACUCACUCCUCCCGGAAGAGUGCAAUAGUAUCAGUGAUGUAUACCGUGGUCACCCCCAUGAUGAACCCUUUUAUCUAUAGUCUGAGGAACAAGGACAUGAUGGGGGCUUUGAGGAAGCUCAUCUCUAGAAUAUCAGCUUCCCAUUAA
Molecule: messenger RNA, 1368 nt
Organism: Lynx canadensis (Canada lynx)
Lineage: Eukaryota; Metazoa; Chordata; Mammalia; Carnivora; Felidae
Product: olfactory receptor 7G3-like
Exons: 4
Coding region: 1-1368 (455 amino acids)
Biological process (GO): G protein-coupled receptor signaling pathway
Cellular component (GO): membrane
Molecular function (GO): G protein-coupled receptor activity; olfactory receptor activity
Source: RefSeq, a predicted model, not a curated record